UCCACCCGUAAGGCCAACAUAUUAUUCUUGAUUACAAUGCAAAUGUACAUACAAGACAGAGCGUACCUAAUUUCUUCAAUCUAUUAUGGCCGGAUUAUAUAAUACAGUAAUAGGUUAGCCGGCAAGAUGGUUUUCCUCAGCUUCUUGGUUGUCAUCUACUAUCAAUUUCGUGGCAGCAAGAAAAGCGGCCUCCUUAGAUUCCAUAUCCCUUUGCCGUAGCUUUUUGAUUGCUUCUGUGCACACAGUAUCAUAUCUCACAACCAUAUUCUCUUUGAACCUCUUUUUACACUAAUGAUUCUAAUAUAAUGAAGUCACAUCUGUCUCUUCUAUCUUUCUAAAUCCUUCUUUAGCCUGCCACUAAACGAUUUCAAUCUUUUCAAUUAAAUAUUUUUCCUGUGGCAUCCAUUUCUACACUAACUGGUGUACUGGGUGCAUCCCACAAAUUGAAACGUUCCUUCUUGUUAUUCUUCUUCUUCAUCCAACAACACGAAUACAGAAGAUCCUCAUUUCCUGUGUCUAAGUGUGUGUGUGUGUGUUUAAUUAGCAGUUAUUUUCCUCUUGUAGUGACACAGUGGAAUGGCACUCAAAAGCAGUUCCUACCAAACUUCUGCAACGCCAAUUUCAUUGUUUGCUCACUUGGUCUUCAUAGCAAUCUUCAUUCUUGUGCUGGUUUGGCUUCUCAAAUUCAGGGAAGGACUUUCCUUCAAAUCAGAUAACAAGCUGAAGCUUUUCAAUCUGCACCCCUUGUUUAUGGUCAUUGGCUUUGUCUUAAUCUCAGGACAAGCUAUCAUGACAUACAAGACUUUCCCAGCAACGAGAAAGAGACAGAAAUUGGUUCACAUGACUUUGAAUUUCAUUGCUCUUCUUGCUGCCAUCGUGGGAUUGUAUGCAGUUUUUCAGUACCAUCAUGACCUUGGAAUCCCGCAUGUGUAUACCUUGCACUCUUGGUUUGGCAUUUCUACUGCCAGCUUAUUCUUUUUGCAGUGGCUGUUUGGCUUCUUUGCCUUUUGGGUCCGAGCCAGAGACUCCACAACUAGAGCAAAUUUAGCACCAUGGCAUGUCCUGCUUGGCAUGGUUAUAUUUUCCAUGGCAAUAGUGAGUGCUGUGACCGGCUUGAUUGAGAAAUUCACCUUCAUGAGCUUAAGAAGAGGGCAAGAGGCAUUGAUUGUCAACUUCACUGGCCUCCUCAUCUUCCUUUUUGGAGUAUCUGUUGGCUGCACUGUUCUUCUUCCAAGAAGUUAUUAAAGAUGGUAGUCAUUGGAAAAUGUUCUUGUCUUUGGUUAUAUAUACAUAUAUAGUUUGGCCCAAUAUUGCAGUUAGACUAAAACAUGUUUAAUCUUUUAUUUGUUCACUUGGAUCGCUCUAGCUUAGAGUAAUGAUUCCCAUGUUUGUUACAAGUGUUCUUGAGUAUUUGAAUAGUUUAUUUGGUCAAAUAGUUCUUUUGAAACCUGCAUUUUAUGCAUGAGAUCUGUGACAUUGGCAUGUGAACUUUUUGGGACUAUUGGAGCUGGAAAAUGGCCAUCAUUUGUGUA
Messenger RNA from Coffea arabica (coffee), 1532 nucleotides. Its product is annotated as probable ascorbate-specific transmembrane electron transporter 2. The record is from RefSeq and is a predicted model, not a curated record. NCBI's taxonomy places the organism in Eukaryota, Viridiplantae, Streptophyta, Magnoliopsida, Gentianales, Rubiaceae. Gene Ontology annotation, molecular function: oxidoreductase activity.